AUGUCUGUCGAUGACGUCAUGGAGCGAACGGGCCGUAGUGCCAGCGCUGUGUACAAGUGGAUGCAUGAAAAACGAACGCUAGAGCAGCAUGUGGCGAGCGGUUUUGGACAACAAGUGCGAGUGGUGGUGCGGAAGCCCAACCGACGUAAGAAGCGGACAUCCUUUUUCCGCGGCCCCCGUACACCGAAAGGAAACCUGGCUCACGUCGUUCAAUGGAUCAAGGCGCAGCCUCCACGCAGCUUAGAUAUAUCAAGCAUUGACGAGAAGUGCCACGAAGUCCCUGGCUUUGCUCAAAAGUCGGCUCAAGCCAAGAAGAGCUUCGUUCGAGAACUUCACUGCACCUGA
Molecule: messenger RNA, 345 nt
Organism: Aphanomyces astaci
Lineage: Eukaryota; Oomycota; Saprolegniomycetes; Saprolegniales; Verrucalvaceae
Exons: 2
Coding region: 1-345 (114 amino acids)
Source: RefSeq, a predicted model, not a curated record